UCAAGUUGCUUAACAAUCAAUAUUUAAUUUAUUUAGAUAAGAUACUUUGCAGUUUGUUUAAUCAGUUGAAAUUAAAUUUAAUAAGAGAGGAGAAUACUCUACUAUCGCGAAUAAGUUAUUAAAAACUGAAAGUACGUUAAAAAUGUCAACAAUAAAAUAUAAAACAAUCGAUCCAAAUGAAUCAAACAACGCAAUUGAUAAAAAUUUAUAUAAAUAUUUUAUAAAUGAUUUUCGUAAAGGUUAUAUUGAGGCAACCGACCAAAAAUAUGUCCUUCCACAAUACUAUGUUGAGUUCAUCGAAAAAAUUGAUAAUUUUGAAGUGUACGACACUGACGUAUUCGUGGUAACACAUCCUAAAACAGGAACUACUUGGGCACAAGAAAUGGUUUGGUGUAUUGGAAAUAAUUUAGAAGUAAGUGAUGAAUAUAUCUAUAUACGUUUCCCGUUUUUGGAAGUAACUACACUGUUUGAUUUACGUGAUGCCCCAAAUGCAUUACCAGCAUUCUUUUAUAAGGAGUUUUUUACAAAUUCCUUAGAAUAUAUAAGAAAAUUACCGCAUCCAAGGUUUAUUAAAACACAUUUACCAUGGGAAUUGUUACCACGACAAAUACGAACUGGUGAACGUAAACCAAAAAUUAUUUACGUUUAUCGAAAUCCAAAAGAUACGUGCGUGUCGUAUUAUCAUCAUUGUGUGAAUGGCGAAGGAUACAAAGGAGAUUUUAACGUGUUUAUGGAAUUAUUUUUAAGUGGACGUUUAUCGUUUGGUCCAUAUCCAUCGCAUAUUUUAAGUGUUGUUCAACAGAAACAUCGUAACAAUGUAUUAAUUUUAAAGUAUGAAGAAAUGAAAAGUGAUCUUAAGGCAGUGAUAAAACAAGUUUGUGAAUUUUUAAAUAAGGUUUAUAGUGAAGAUGAUAUUGAUAAAUUACAAAAACAUUUGUCCUUCGAAGUAAUGAAAACAAAUAAGGCUGUGAACUAUGAUUUAUUCUUUGGUGAUGGAAAAUUUAUGCGAGCUGGUGUUAUUGGUAGUUAUAAAGUAGACAUGUCACCGGAUGUUGUGGCACGCUUUGAUAAAUGGAUUGCUGAAAAUUUUGCGAAUACAGGCACUUCAUUUUGAUUUUCAGACUUUUAUACUGGUUUUUUUAUUUACAUAAACUUUAUUAUAAUUUUUCGGUAUGUGGGGAAAGGUGAACGAACAUACAUGAAUAAAACAGCAAAAUUAAUUAAAUUAAAGUUUAAUUGUAAACCCAAGAUUUUUGAGGGAAAAAAACAAAUAAAUUAGAGUAUAACUAUAUUCUCCGUACUGCCGGUGAGUGUGAAAGCCAUACUGUAUGGCUUAUCGUCAUUGGCGGACGAGUCAAUGCAGUAGGUUCAUAAUGGUUGGCGAUACCUACAAUACUUCUGGUGGAUAGCCCCAUUCAAUACUGUAAUAUUAUUUAUGCGAGCAUAGCUUUACUAUGUCUGUCUGUCUCUAUACCAUACCAUCUAUUGUAGUAAACGCUAUGCAUUUAAUACCGUGUAACUUCUUUUAAUUUCAAUUUCUUCCAAAACACGUGAUUGAGCCCUUGCACAAAUUGAGAUGCUGUUUUAUUUAGAUGGUAUUGCAUUUUUCAUAAAUGAGAUUCGCACAAACUCGUUCAAGCACUAAUUGAUAUGUAGCUUGGUCACUUGGCGCAGUUUGUAAGCCGUGACUUUUUAUUUAGUCAAACCGUAAAAACUGCAUCUCAAUUUGCACUCGGCCUUGUAUUUGAGUCCAAUUCAUGAUUACGCAAAAAAAAGUUAUUGUGUGUAUGGGCGUAGUAGUGAUAAAUAAGACUACAUAUUAUUUUUGUAAACGCAUUUUAAUAAUUUGUUAUUAG
Molecule: messenger RNA, 1856 nt
Organism: Chrysoperla carnea
Lineage: Eukaryota; Metazoa; Arthropoda; Insecta; Neuroptera; Chrysopidae
Product: luciferin sulfotransferase-like
Exons: 1
Coding region: 143-1114 (323 amino acids)
Biological process (GO): sulfation
Cellular component (GO): cytoplasm
Molecular function (GO): sulfotransferase activity
Source: RefSeq, a predicted model, not a curated record